AUGGUGACGCUCACAUGGAAGACUCUUCUGCAAGGAUCCCUGGAUCAGGAGGGCGAAGAAGUCGAAAUUGAAAUAGUCAAUGGCCAAGAUCAAUCAAACGGUGGGGUCGUCAAAUCUCGUCGCAAAGACCGGGGCAAGUGGCCGUCUCUCUAUGACGAAUGCCAAACCAUGUUGGCUUCGUCGGUGCUCAUGUAUGCAGUGACAGAUCUUCGACAUCAAAUACGACUUGGAAAGAUUACGGAUCCCGACAUUGCCGAACCCUUCAUCUCAACUCCAACAACAGCCCAAGCACUGCUCCCAGUGGUAGAAGAACACAAGGAGGUCUUCAAUCAAAUGCUCGGACAGGCUGCCUCUUCCAAAGAUGAUGGAGAUCCAGACAAUUAUGCCUAUCUGGAUUUGGUACUCGCCAAACGUCAGAUGGAAGAUCCCACGACCAUAAAGGAUCCCUGGAAGGACGGAUUCGUGCUUCUGGAAAUUGAUGAUGAAAGAAGCCAGAGAGAAAUGGUGUACUCCAUCUCGCUCAAUCAUCCAAAGGAAUGGAUUGAGAUUUGCUUCAGAGGGAGCGUCACAAUAAGAGACUUUAUGGUUGACGCUGAUCCAUUCAUGGAAUGGUACCCUAAUCCUGUACCAAACAAUAUUCGUGGUCAUCCUCAGGACAAGUUGAUUGGUGUGCAUUCUGGGUUUGUUUUCUACAUGAGCCAAACCAUAUCGAAGCUGGGAGAGGGAAAAGCCAAACGCAUAAGAGACUACGUCAUAAAUCUCCAGAAAGAGUAUCCUCACUACAGAGUGUAUACGACUGGGCACUCUUUGGGCGGAGCCUUUUUGCACUUUCCCGACCUUGCUCUUGUUCUCUGGGGCAGAGCCACACUGAUGGCAUUUUUGCUGGCAGUGGAAGAUGGGAUAACAGGUCCGGUAUCAUGCGUCAGUGUGGCAUCACCAAUGGUUGGAAAUGUCGGUUUCCUCAAUGCUUUUCAGGAGCAAAGAUACUGGCAUGUCGGAGCAAAAAUUCUUCUUUACAAGGACCAAAGCUGCGCUGUGCGCUAUCGAAGAAGGGUCUUGAGCUACAGAGAACGGGUCAAACAAGAAUGGUCCAUAAAAGGAACCGUAUGUAAGAAGUUGCGCAAAUUAUUUCGGGCAGGGGAUUGUGGAAGCGGGGAGGGAGAUUUUUUGAAGAACCACAGUUGCAAAGAAUACAUUGAACGGCUAGACGCGAUCGAAGAUCACCUGAAAGGGCGUUCGCUUCAGGAACUCUACGUUCGGCAGGCACGAAGCUCCAUCAAUGUUUUACGGCCUCCUGAAUUGUCCCAGUUGCAGGAGGACUUGGAGUUGGAUCAUCAGGAAACCACCACCAACGUUUGA
Molecule: messenger RNA, 1359 nt
Organism: Seminavis robusta
Lineage: Eukaryota; Bacillariophyta; Bacillariophyceae; Naviculales; Naviculaceae
Source: the annotation of a GenBank genome assembly